This is a messenger RNA of Eriocheir sinensis (Chinese mitten crab), 2045 nucleotides long. Its product is annotated as DET1- and DDB1-associated protein 1-like. The record is from RefSeq and is a predicted model, not a curated record. The transcript has 4 exons. NCBI's taxonomy places the organism in Eukaryota, Metazoa, Arthropoda, Malacostraca, Decapoda, Varunidae. Gene Ontology annotation, cellular component: Cul4-RING E3 ubiquitin ligase complex. The coding region runs from base 129 to 434 and encodes 101 amino acids. Gene Ontology annotation, biological process: positive regulation of proteasomal ubiquitin-dependent protein catabolic process.
GCUGUUCCCUCGGCGGAUGUGGCAACAGUGGGCGUAGUAUUCCGGGAGGGCCUUGGCAGCUGGCACCCCCCACCCCUGCCUCCACACACACCGCGGCCGCCCUCCACACACGACACAGGCGCUCAGACAUGGCUGCCUCAUUUCUCAAGGGACUGCCGGUUUACAAUGAGAAGAAUUUUACCAAGUUUCAAGGGGACCCCACCGGACGAACCUCUUAUAAGAAACCGCCCGUCUACCUUCCAACCACGGACAGCCCCGACUCACAAGAAAUUGUAACAGAGAAGACAAACAUCCUCUUACGGUACCUUCACCAGCAGUGGGAAAAGAAGUGCCCCAAGAAGAAGCGUGAGACAGGCUCCGGCAGCAAUGAGGAGGAGGCCCCCAGGAGUAAGAGGCCCCGCUUAGAGCCCGGCCCCUCCACUGACUCGCCCUAGCCACGACCCCGAGCCUGACACAUAGCUUCUCGUUUUUUAAAAUGAUAGGAUGGAGCCGCCGUUGUUGGAUCACCGGGACGCCAACAGCUAAGCUUGUCAUAAUCAUUCCUGAAGUGGAAGUUUGAUAUUUAAAAACUUAACUUCAAGAUAAUAGUUUAUGUAUUUUACAAGAUAGGGAAUGGAAUUUUGUUUCCAUUAGUCUGGAAUAGACUUUUCAAGAAUGCUCGAUAAAAUGGGACAAAUGAGGUAGAUGAUGAAUGAUCUUUAGUGUUGAUCAGUUUAGGACAGGAGUGUUAUUUUCCUAUAUCAAUAAACUGAUUGAUAAAAUUGCAGUGAUAUAUAUUUUUCAAGAGCAACUGUGUCUUCCCUUCUGAAUGACUCUCUUGCUUGCUUGUGGCACCCUCAAUGCACCUCCUUAGCAGACCAGCUAAAGGUUUUCUAUGCAGUCAACAUCAACAUCUCAUUACAUCUGAAUGAGGAGAGCAUUUUGCUGUCAAGUACAUAUAUAUUUCUCUGCUUGCCAAUGCUUCAGUAACCAGAAUAAACACAUUUAAACCACUAGGCAUCCAUCUGAAGAACAAAUAAAAGGAUGAUGGGUGGUGUUACAGGGGACUAGAGCGAGGAGAUGGAUUAUAGUAUUAACAUGCAAGGAAGUGGCAGAGGGAUGGAGGUUGUGAGAGAAGGUGAGGGCAGUGCUGGUAAGGAACUCAGGAAUGUUGAUGACAAGAAGCAAACUUGGACUGUGUGAAAUAUUCCAAGAGGAGAUUCUUAGGCUUCAAGCAGGAGGCAAGUAGAGCAGAACCUCGAUAAUUCAGCAGACUCAGGGCAUUAGUCUAUGUUCAUUUAAAAAUAUUUCUCUACAUAAGCCAAAUUUUCAGUAAGAGACCAAAGGCUAUUUUUUGAGGAAUAGUUGUAACUGUAUGUGUAUUUAGUCUUUGAUCUUCGGUUGUUGCUGCUGACAGUAUACACUUUCUGCACAACUUUAAGGUUUGCUGUGCCUGUAAAUUGGCAAUAAUGACAAGCCUUUAGUUCAAAUUUGGUUGAUGCAGUGAGUUGAAGUCUAUAGAUCCUGAAAGCCACCAUUAUGUUUAAGUUUUUGUUUAUAAAUAACCUACAAUAACUUACUGUCUUUAUAAAUUUCUGUACAACUUUAAGCUUCUCGGUGCCUGCAACUUGGCAAAAUUAUGAGUCUUCAGUUCAAAUUUAGUUGAUGCAGUAAGUUGAAGUCUAGAAUCUUAAAGCCACUAUUAUUUUUAAGUUUUUGUUUAUAAAUAACCUACAAUAACUUAAUGAUUUAUUGAAAUGGACUGCUUUCCUCUACCUGAUGUGCAUGUCAGCAGUAACAAUCUCAAUGCUGUGUUUUGAAUAACUUGUUGAAACUGAAAUUUUUCCAAACCUUUCUUUCAUGUGAUGCUAUGACAAGCUUCUAUUGGUUUUGUAACAUUGGAGGAUGGGUCUGGUUGUCUUGAGCACAGUGCUAUUCAAAAGUGGUGUUCUAAAUUUUAUGUCUAAUGCAAGGGAUAGAGGAAAUGUGUGAACCUUGUUGUCCAAAGCAGGAGGUGAGUGAAUGUACCGACUUCUAAUUACAAAAGAAAGAAAUUUUGACUUGCA